UCUUGUCAAUAUAAUAGACAAUCUUUGUGGCAUAGUGCAGAUCAUAACAACAACCAUUCAGCUAGCAGGUUUUAGUUUUUUCUUCAAUUUGAGACAUAACGUUUAUUAGCGACCUGUUAACUACUGAAGUAAUAACAGUACAUAACACAGAUCAUCAUCAUGCCUUCUGCUUGUGACUCCCUGAUCGAUGACAUUGAGGACAUGGUGUCAGCUGACGACCCGACUCCACAGGAGAGGCAGUAUGCCAGGAAGAGCGUCAUCCCCAGAGCCAGGAAGAGAAACACCCAGCAGACUACAGAGGUGUUGCAAGCAGACAGCUUAAUCCCUGGCAUGCAGAAGAUCUGGAUGAGGACAUGGGGCUGCUCCCACAACAACUCAGAUGGGGAAUACAUGGCCGGACAGCUGGCAGCGAGCGGAUACAAGAUGACAGAGGACCCAGCAGAGGCUGAUCUGUGGCUGCUCAACAGCUGCACUGUUAAAAACCCGGCCGAAGAUCACUUCAGAAACUCCAUCAAGAAGGCCCAGGAGCAGGAUAAGAAGGUGGUGGUAGCUGGAUGUGUUCCCCAGGCCCAGCCCAGGAUGGACUACCUUAAAGGACUCAGCAUCAUCGGGGUUCAGCAGAUUGACCGUGUGGUGGAGGUGGUGGACGAGGCUGUGAAAGGUCACUCGGUGCGUCUGCUGGGUCAGAAGAAAGACAAUGGGAAGCGUCUCGGGGGAGCCAGACUGGAUCUGCCCAAGAUUAGAAAGAACCCUCUGAUAGAAAUAAUUUCCAUCAAUACAGGUUGUCUGAAUGCGUGUACGUACUGUAAAACCAAGCAUGCUAGAGGAGACCUGGCCAGCUACCCUAUAGAGGAACUAGUAGAGAGAGCCAGACAGUCCUUCCAAGAGGGUGUGUGUGAGAUCUGGCUGACCAGUGAGGACACCGGGGCAUAUGGGAAGGACAUUGGGACAGACCUGCCCACUCUGCUAUGGAGACUAGUGGAAGAGAUUCCUGAAGGAGCCAUGUUGAGACUGGGCAUGACCAACCCUCCAUACAUCCUGGAGCACCUAGAGGAAAUGUCUAAGAUCCUGAACCAUCCUCGUGUGUAUGCCUUCCUCCAUGUUCCGGUGCAGUCUGCCUCUGACAGUGUCCUGAUGGAUAUGAAGAGGGAGUACUGCGCUGACGACUUCAGGCGCGUCGCUGACUUCCUAAAAGACAAGGUUCCUGGUAUCACCAUCGCAACGGACAUCAUCUGUGGUUUCCCAGGGGAGACGGAUGCUGACUUCCAGGAGACAUGUGACCUGGUGAAGGAGUAUCGCUUCCCCAGCCUCUUCAUCAACCAGUUCUACCCCCGGCCUGGCACCCCCGCCGCCAAGAUGGACCAGGUCCCCGCCCAAGUGAAAAAACAACGAACAAAAGAGCUGUCAGCCCUGUUCCACUCCUAUAACCCCUACCAUCACAAGAUUGGGGAGACCCAGCAGGUGCUUGUGACUGAAGAGUCAUUUGACUCCCAGUACUAUGUGGCUCACAACAAGUAUUAUGAGCAGGUACUGGUGCCCAAGAGGUCAGAGUUCAAGGGGAAGAUGAUUGAGGUGGAGAUCUUCGAGGCAGGGAAACACUUCCUGAAGGGAAGACCGCUGGACGGUUGUAAAGUGUUCACUCCCUCCAUCGCCGAGCCGCUGCAGAAGGGAGAGGUGUCUGGGCUAACUCAGGAGCAGCUGUCCCUCCAGCAGAAUGGAUCCAUAUCCUCCUCAGGCGUGCUGACUGCGUCCUGGAGCCCCUGGAGCUGGGACAGAGAGGGGCUGAAGCUGCUGUCUAUCAGCCUGGCUGUAGUGGCUAUCAUAGUGGUCUUCAUGUGGGAGAAACUCCACUGAGACUGAGGGGCUGGAAAACUUGGACCUGGGCCUGUAUUCAUAAAGCGUCUCGGAGUAGUAGUGCUAAUCUAGGAUCAGGUCCCCCCUGUCCAAUCAUCCUU
This is a messenger RNA of Coregonus clupeaformis (lake whitefish), 1955 nucleotides long. It is a transcript of the gene cdkal1, whose product is annotated as CDK5 regulatory subunit associated protein 1-like 1. The coding region runs from base 160 to 1854 and encodes 564 amino acids. Gene Ontology annotation, cellular component: endoplasmic reticulum. Lineage: Eukaryota; Metazoa; Chordata; Actinopteri; Salmoniformes; Salmonidae. The transcript has 15 exons. Gene Ontology annotation, molecular function: 4 iron, 4 sulfur cluster binding; tRNA (N(6)-L-threonylcarbamoyladenosine(37)-C(2))-methylthiotransferase activity. The record is from RefSeq and is a predicted model, not a curated record. Gene Ontology annotation, biological process: tRNA methylthiolation.